CGCGGCUCUCCAGCCUGGGCGGGGCCGUGGGCGGGGCCUGUAGAUGACACUGGACCGAACAGUACGGAGUUCUGCGGCCUAGAGCCGAAACCCGGAGCCCAGAGGGACUGCCGUAGCCAUGAGUGCCGUGGACCUUGGUCGCGUGGGUGCGUGUGUCCUGAAACAUGCGGUGACCGGAGAGGCCGUGGAGCUGCGGACCCUGUGGCAGGAUCAGGCUUGUGUGGUGGCUGGGCUGCGGCGCUUCGGCUGCAUGGUGUGCCGCUGGAUCGCCCGGGAUGUCAGCAAUCUCCGGGACCUCCUGGACCAGCACGGGGUACGCCUAGUAGGCGUGGGGCCGGAGACCGUGGGCCUGCAGGAGUUUCUGGACGGUGGCUACUUCUCGGGAGAGCUCUACCUUGAUGAGAGCAAGCAAUUUUAUAAGGAGCUGGGCUUCAAGCGGUACAACAGUUUGAGCAUCCUGCCAGCUGCCCUGGGGAAACCUGUGCGGGAUUUGGCUGCCAAGGCCAAGGCUGUUGGCAUCCAUGGAAACCUGUCUGGGGAUCUGCUGCAAAGUGGAGGAAUGCUGGUGGUUAGUAAGGGUGGUGAGAAGGUACUGCUGCACUUCGUCCAGAAGUCUCCAGGUGACUAUGUUCCCCAGGAGAACAUCCUUCAGUCCUUGGGCAUCUCUGCAGAAGUCCAUUCUAGUGAGCCACCCCAGUGUGAUGAGGAGGUGUGUGGGAGGUGAUGUCCCUGGCCCUUGAGGACCUGGAAGCAUCUGCUGACUGGGGUGUGCUGGGAGCAGAAAUGGAAGAAAUUCUGUGGAGCCACAGGGCCAGGACUCUGGACCUCGUCUGAUCCUUCAGCAACAAUGAGCCAUUAAAGUAUAGGUGCUGGUCA
This is a messenger RNA of Jaculus jaculus (lesser Egyptian jerboa), 876 nucleotides long. It is a transcript of the gene Prxl2b, whose product is annotated as peroxiredoxin like 2B. Bases 119 to 724 code for a protein of 201 amino acids. The transcript has 7 exons. Lineage: Eukaryota; Metazoa; Chordata; Mammalia; Rodentia; Dipodidae. The record is from RefSeq and is a predicted model, not a curated record.